CUGCAAGAGGCGUGCGGCGAAGUGAGCUCCCUGCAUCGCAGGUGAAGCGAAGCGUCAAGUCGUGCGAUGUGCCGCGGACAGAUGGGCCACGACGUCGCUACCGCUCCGGCCCAGGACUUGUCCUCGCGUCACCUGUAAAACUGUCGACAGCGCGAACGCGACGAGUCGCGAUGGUGGCCGACAAGCCAGUCGAAGAGUGGACGGUAGGCGACGUCGGAGAAUGGCUGCACGCCGUCGGCUUGGGCAAGUACGAAGCGACUUUCGGCGAGCACCUGAUUGACGGGCGCGCUCUGUUGACCAUCUCGGAGUCAGACCUGCGGAAGCCGCCUCUCGAGAUUCGGCUUCUGGGGGACAUCAAGAACCUGAUGAUCUGCAUCCGAGAGCUACAGUGGCAGAACGUGGCCGCUGUCAGGCAGCUGAUGGGACCGGGCGAGCUGGUGCCCGCGUCGGCCGCAGUGCAGACCGUGAGCCGUCGAAAUUCGACCCGCAAGAGGCGCGGCUCCUCGGACGGCACGGCUCCGUCGACCGACGUUUCCUUCGAGUACGAUGACGAUGAGAACUCCGACGACGGCUCCUACUCGGCCGGAACUGCGGCGGCCGCCAACAGCAACGCUUGCAAGCAGCGCCGUUUCAAGCCCGAAAUCUGGAAGACUGUCGUUGGCAUGCUCUACUUCCUCGCGGUCACCUGGAUCACCGCCAUAGUGAUGGUCAUCGUGCACGACCGCGUGCCGGACAUGCAGACCUACCCUCCGCUACCCGACAUAUUCCUCGACAACGUGCCGCACAUUCCGUGGGCCUUCGCCAUGUGCGAGUUCACGGGCCUCGUCCUGUUCAUCGUGUGGGUGUGCAUACUCGUCUGCCACCGACACCGCUUCAUCCUGCUCCGGCGCAUGUUCUCCCUGUUCGGCUCCGUGUUCCUGCUGCGCUGCAUCACGAUGCUCAUCACUUCCCUCUCGGUUCCCGGCAAGCACCUCCAGUGCAAGGCGCGUCACGUCGGCGACUUCUCGGAGAAGAUAGCCCAGGCCUUCGUCAUAUGGCAGGGCGGCGGCAUGCUGAUCCAAGGGGUGCGCACCUGCGGCGACUACAUGUUCAGCGGACACACGACCGUUCUGACGCUUCUCAAUUUCUUCAUCACCGAGUACACGCCGCGCUCCUAUUACUUCCUUCACACCACUUCCUGGGUACUCAACCUCUUCGGCAUCUUCUUCAUCCUGUCGGCGCACGAACACUACUCCAUUGACGUGUUCAUCGCCUUCUACAUUUCCACCAGGCUCUUCCUCUAUUACCACACCCUGGCGAACAAUAGGGCGCUCAUGCAGAUGGACAGCAAGCGGACGCGUAUCUGGUUUCCGCUCUUCUAUUUCUUCGAGUCCGGAGUGGACGGUAUUGUUCCCAACGAAUACGACACGCCGUUCAGUUGGCUAAAGUGGUUCAAGCGCAAGGCCGCCAACAUUGCCGUCAAGUUCAAAUUCACCAAGACCCUUUAGCACCCAUAAAGCAAGCACAAGGUGCACCGAGAUGUAACUGACCCCGUCAGCUCUGGUAUAUUUUUCCAAAAUUUGUCGCUACAGGUUUUUGUACACAGCACUUGCGAGUAUUGUCGAGUAACACUGGGGUACUGAAGCUUCCCCAAACGAGUGCGUCUUGCAUUCAAGCUUCAUGCAUGAUACACGUGCAUUAACGUUCCACUGCCCUUGGCAUCAUUGGUGUGUCGACACCUUUUUGCCACACCUUUCCAAGAUUUGCAAAUUUCCACGCCACGAAAUAGGUCUCAAUCUUUGUCUGCAAUGGAACCCAAAAAUGCUCGUUUGAACUAAGCCGUUUGUAUUCAUGUAGCAUAAUACUUCCACAAUGCUGCAUGUUGUUCUGUGCUAUGCUGUUUCGUGGUUACCUAUGUGCACUCGUGCGACUUGUGUGACGAGUCUACAGUGACGCGUCCGAACGUUCAGCCAUGCAGCAUCGUUUCCAAGUUUUCUGAAUGCCUUUGUCAGUGCGUCGGCUUACCAAGGCCGUAAGUCCCUCUUGCUUUGUUUUUCCGUUCCUCCCAGGCAAUUCCCAAAUAGCCUCUCUGAGCACUCGUGACAUUGUCCACAAAGAAUGAUUUUGCGGACACAUUUAAAUGUCCUCACGACCUAGUGGCCACUUAGCGGCAUCUGUGCAUGACACUGAAUUCGUGGUCACUGAGUAUGCCAGCCUGAUCCAUUAUCAUAGUGACUGGAGAACUCCCUGAAAUGAGGCAUAAUUCUUUAAAUGUAUAGCACAGUUUGCCGACACACUGAAGUUCAAAGCAGAAGUGUGUUUGCAGAUUUUUGUACCAGAUCGAUGUGCCUAUGCCUUGAAGCAUUCAUAGAAACAUGACUGCACAUUUACUAUUCCCGAUGACCGGUGACAGUUUUACACUUCGCCGGCAGCGUUAACAAAAGCAUUUGCAUAAGCCAAAAAAAUAAAUAAAUAAACACUUGCCCACGUAACUUUUCAUAACGCCAAGCAUAAAGUAGCUGUGACACCUGUGCUGUUGUUGACACACUAAUUGAUAACUUUAUUGUUGACUUUGGAAACAUAUUGCUCAUGCCUGUUGUUUAAUGAAUCCAGAUUUUCUUGCGCUUAAGCAGCGUCAAAGCAGGUACAAGCUAAUAGAGUGCCCCGUUGGCUUUGCAGCUGCAGUUAUUUGUAUUUUUCAAUGUCUUGUGCUGUCCGAAUUCACAAGCACAAGGUUACCACAAUUUAGAUUGAUAGUUUUCGAAGCCCGGCUGCAUUCCGUUAUUUUUCAGCAGCAUUGUUCAUCUCGCAGAGAGGACAUUCGUUUUGGUAUGUACAAUUCAUUUACCAAUCUCCGAUCAGCGACGAGCUUACUUUAGUUAACAUCGAUCGACAUUGUGUCUAGUGUAUUAUUGCAAACACUUUGUCUUCCACAACAUCUAAUUCAAACGUGGAUGAGCAUGUGCGCUGUGCCUUCGCUUGUUCCAGUGCACUUACUUUUUCGCUCGGCAUUGUUGGUUGUAACAUGUAUCUUGUCAAAAAAAAAAAAAAAGGGAAAGGCCUAGCCACUUAAUGACUCAUUGGGCUCUUCCUUCAUUGUUUGGGCAUAAGCUGUCUUCUCUUGUGCAUACUUGCUUUUAGGCUGAUUUCAAGUGUUCCAUUUAAAGACAUGUGGAACGUAGAAAUGCUCUAGUUAAACCAUGUCUGAACUAAGUUGAAUAAACUAUUGUAUUGAAAGCAUCAAGUCAGGUUCCACUGAUGUUGGAAGCGGACUCUUUAUUUGUGCCCUCAGCUUUCUAAAAUAUACAGAUUGAUCGGUGAAUUAACAUAUAAUUAUAGCUAUAAGCAGCAAGUUUACCACUUUGUACCAAGAACCAGUUCUGUAAAUUAUACCUCUUGAUUAAGAAGUAAAUUACUUUACAGAUUACACUUAGAUGGUUACUUGGGUCAGUUGAUCAUUACAUAUUAUGAAUUGUGUUAUCCUUAUAAUUGAGACGUGGGGCUGGUACUUAAGUGUUGGAUCAAGAACUUAUUUCCCAUUGCUAAAGUUCAACUCGUAUAUCACUGUGUGAGAGCAUUUUUGUAUUCCACAUGUAUUUUUUGUAAGAGGGGCUUGAGAUAAAUGACUCCUCUUAACAAUCACCACUACCACAUCUGUGUUUACCGCAUUAUCAUUCCCUGUCUUUAAAACUGCAAGUAUAACUGCCCCCCAAGCGUAAUCUCCAAUGCAGUGUGUUAUCACGAGGUACAAGUGCUGGUCGGUACAGGUUAUUGUGUUUCCUUUUAUGCAUGUUAAGUGUAGUUGACGCUGUUUGGUGGCAUUUGUGCGUGAUACACAGCCAAGCGAUUGAUUGUCGGGGUUGGAAGUGGUCACUGAAACUUGGAACCCUCAAGUGUCAUGAAGUGCUUGAAAAAAAAGAUCUCUUCAAUUGUUUUCUGAUGAACUAAGCAGGUUUUUGUGUAGGCAUCUGGGCUCAAGGCUGAUGCCCUCCGGAAGUCAAGGUUUCCGGUCGAUGCCCUCCAGAUACAGUUCUACAUUUGUGUUUGUUGGUAGUGGAGUUCUUCAAUCAUACGAGUUGCAGAACACCCCCCAUUGGCUACAUGUAUCUGAAACCGUACACAACAUCAAUCGGAAUUGCCAAGGUCUUCUGAUUGUUAGGGCCAUCUGUUGGCGCAGAAACGAACUAAUAUAUGGCAUUUUCUUUCGCAUCACACAUGCCCACAAGCUUGAUGAAGCCAGCAGUGUGCUUACGUUUGGGUUUCACAUUUUGCUGGUGAUAUUACGGCCAUAGAAAUCUUUAUUGAACGCACUCCUAAUUCUUGCCGCGGUAACUCGCAUAGUGACAGUGAAGACUGCAGUGAUGCGGUGUGCUUUCUGUCAUUGCUCCCAGGUAGCGUGUCGGUUUGCUUACCACUGCAGAUUUGUCCGUGCACGCGUCCAGGUUUUGGAAUGGAGUUUCGCAGCUGAUAUCAUUGAAUGACUCUGGGUUGGUGGAGGUUUAUUUGUUAAGCCUUUGUCUUAAGCAUUUUUCAUUCACAUCUGAGGAAAAAUAAGUUUGCUUGUUCUUGAACACGAUAGUUUAUUUUGGCUCUGUGUUGAUUUGGCACUUGAUAACGCUUCGUCAAACCCUGCAAAUUCUUAAGAGCUGUUGCAAUGCUUUUACCCCGCCGAGACUGCUACGAGCUUUGCAUGUGCUCUGUGUUGGCUUUACUGCCGAGUUAACACAGUUAUGUGAAUACACGUUGCAGUGAUCAGUUUUGUUGGUCGUGCAAAGCACUAGCUUGUUUGUAUCUGCUACAUUGAGUUGUGUGCGUCACUCAAAGACUCAUACCUUCAAACACUCGCUUGGCUGUGCUUCACGCCACCACAACAGCCUACCUCUAGAGACUCAGUAUAUGUAUAUAUAGUUUAUUUAGUCCCUCAGAGAGGGAUACGUUAUAUUAAUCACUGUGAUAUCUGUUAAUUGGAUUAAUAUGUUUACAGCAUAUAUAUAUAUUUUUCCUGUAUUACGGUUAUUGUCACUCACUGAUUAAUCUCAAAAGGUGGUGUACUUCGAGGAGGUGCUUGCACAAAAAAAAAAAGCCCAAAGCUGGAAGCUCCUGACUUUGAAAUUCCAAAAGCCGCAAGUUGUGAAUUUUCAACUUGCACGGCCUAUGCAACAUUUGUCAUUUUAUUUGUUGCAUAGCAGUUUGCAAUAACCUAUGUUAAGCUUUUCCUAUUUAUGUAAGAAAUGGUGGAUAAGUUAUUCAAUAAACGAUGUUGACAUGAUA
Molecule: messenger RNA, 5250 nt
Organism: Rhipicephalus sanguineus (brown dog tick)
Lineage: Eukaryota; Metazoa; Arthropoda; Arachnida; Ixodida; Ixodidae
Product: sphingomyelin synthase-related protein 1
Exons: 1
Coding region: 171-1487 (438 amino acids)
Biological process (GO): ceramide biosynthetic process
Cellular component (GO): endoplasmic reticulum membrane; Golgi membrane
Molecular function (GO): ceramide cholinephosphotransferase activity; sphingomyelin synthase activity; protein binding
Source: RefSeq, a predicted model, not a curated record